Molecule: messenger RNA, 1099 nt
Organism: Nicotiana tabacum (common tobacco)
Lineage: Eukaryota; Viridiplantae; Streptophyta; Magnoliopsida; Solanales; Solanaceae
Source: RefSeq, a predicted model, not a curated record
CAAACAGACAGGUUAAAGCCGUUUAGGGUUUAAGCAGAAUCUAGAAAUUAGCAGUUAGAGACACUGAGAAGCAGCAGCUCUCUUCCUCAGCUGCUGUGUGCUUAGGCAAAGAAUAAAAUGGGGGCAGACAAAGGGAAGAAGCAGAAAGUGGAUGAGGAAAACAACAAUGUUAUUGAUGAAAAGCUCAUUUUUUCCAUUGAAAAAUUGCAAGAGAUACAAGACGAGCUCGAGAAGAUCAAUGAAAAAGCAAGCGACGAAGUGUUGGAAGUAGAACAGAAGUACAACGAGAUCCGCAAGCCUGUCUACGAUAAGCGAAAUGAUGUCAUUAGCUCUAUUUCUGACUUCUGGUUGACUGCUUUUUUGAGUCAUCCUGUUCUUGGUAACCUUCUCACUGAAGAGGACCAAAAGAUUUUCAAAUUUGUAAGUUCUAUUGAAGUGGAAGACUCAAAGGAUGUGAAAUCGGGUCAUUCAAUCACGUUUAACUUUAAGCCCAAUCCUUAUUUUGAAAAUUCAAAGCUCUCAAAGACGUAUACCUUCCUUGAAGAUGGACCUACAAAAAUUACAGCUACAACAAUAAAAUGGAAAGAAGGCAUGGGCAUUCCUAAUGGAGUUGCUGACAAGAAGAAAGGAAACAAGCGGUCCCACGCUGAAGAAAGUUUCUUUACAUGGUUCAGUGAAGUCAAUCAAAAAGGUGAUGUGGAUGAUGACGAAAAUGAGAUUCNUCAUACUAUGUCCCUUGAGCCUGAUGAAGAAGAUAUUGAGGGCGAUGAGAACAAGAAAGUAUCUAUUCUGACAAAGUAUUUGUUCCUUCUCUUCCUUUCCCCCUUGGGCCGAGGAAGAGAAGGUCACCUGUUGGAAGCUUACACUGGAAAGGACAGCGGAGGCUCUGAAGAGGAAGAAGAAGAGGAAGAUGAUGAAGAUGAAGAAGACGAAUGAACUGUUGGUAGACCUUGUGUUUGAUUUGAGUUCUCAUCAGUGUUUCAAUCAUCAGAGUUGGUCUCUGUAAAGAGGUUUCGGAUAUUGCAGAAAAAUUGAAUGACAUAUAGUGGUGACUCUAAUUUUUAGUUUCAGUGAACUUUUUCUUUCAUUUCUCCUUUAA